Messenger RNA from Atta colombica, 1461 nucleotides. RefSeq names its product protein hairy-like (gene dpn). Gene Ontology annotation, molecular function: protein dimerization activity; DNA-binding transcription factor activity, RNA polymerase II-specific; RNA polymerase II cis-regulatory region sequence-specific DNA binding. Lineage: Eukaryota; Metazoa; Arthropoda; Insecta; Hymenoptera; Formicidae. The record is from RefSeq and is a predicted model, not a curated record. The transcript is spliced from 3 exons. Gene Ontology annotation, biological process: regulation of transcription by RNA polymerase II; regulation of neurogenesis; anterior/posterior pattern specification. Bases 19 to 1392 code for a protein of 457 amino acids. Gene Ontology annotation, cellular component: nucleus.
GAUUACCAUAACUACAAAAUGUUAGGCAGUGAGGAAGAACUCGAGCCUCAGACACAUUCGGGAAUGACGAAAGCGGAAUUGAGGAGGAGCAACAAACCGAUUAUGGAAAAACGACGACGUGCUCGAAUUAAUCAAUAUCUUGAUGAACUGAAGAAUUUUAUACUCGUUAGUGAAAAAGACCCAACUAGGCACUCGAAGCUCGAGAAAGCCGAUAUCCUCGAAAUGACGGUGAAGCAUAUACAAACGAUGCAGCGGCAGCAAUUGAGUACCGCCGUCGCCAACGAUCCGGUGGUACUAACGAAAUUCCGUUCCGGAUUUUCCGAAUGUGCUACCGAAGUAUCACGAUACAUCAACCGCCUCGAGAACGUCGACCCUGCCAUCAAGCAACGAUUGGUAUCACACUUGAACAAUUGCGUGAGCCAUCUCCAGCAAAUGGCGCCAUUCUACAGCCAGUACGUGCCCUACAUGCCGGAACGUCUCUAUCCGGAGGUAAAGGUUGGUUUCCAGAGCGAUUUCCAGAAUGGGGAUGAGAAUAACAACGGUAGCGCGAGAAUACAGAUACCGAAUGGAGUCCAAUUGAUUCCGAGUCGACUGCCAACGGGCGAAUUGGCAUUCUUGGUGCCGCAAUCCGCCGGGAUCUCCGCGAAUUUUCCCUUUUUUCCACCAGCUACGGAUACAUCUACAAGGAUCGGUCAAUCGUCGGCUUUUACCGCCGUUCAUCGGCCACACACCCCAUUACUAAGCCCUUCGACUUCCACGUCGAGUUACGGCGAUGAGAGUCAUCAUUCGGAACAUCCACGGGCGACGACGCCUAACCAUCAUCAGCCGCAACAUCAAUUCAAAUUACCCGAACAGAGUCCUGCGUCCUCAAAGAGCUUCUCAUCCUCGCCAGAAACCCAGAAACCGCAAAUUAGCUCGACUAGUGACCGAAAGUCACCCGCAACGACAUUCUUGGAAUCUAAGGUCGUGGAUAAUAAUGUUGCAAAUAAAAAAGACGUUGCGGAAAGUUUGGACAAUGCCACUCAUACGAAUGGUACCAUAAUGCACGGUUUGCGACAGCCGCUUUCCGUAAUUACAGACAAGACUUACAAUCGCGCCUCGAGUGGCUUGCUGCUCAAGAGAGACGGUUUCAGAAGACGUCAUUCCGACGGGCUUUUGGCGAUCUCAGAUAAGAGACCAAGAUAUCAAGAACCCACUAGUUCGACCUCCUCGAUGAAUAAUACCGACGUGCUUAAGAGCACAAAUGAGCAAUCUUCCGCAAUUCCUACCCAAGAUUUGCCCGGAAGUCAGAAUUGUCAGACACCACGAAAUUGCAAUGCAAAUUCCGAUAACUUCCCAGCAAGCUCAGCAGGUUCUUUUGCUACUAACGGCGAUAUGUGGAGACCCUGGUGAUCGUUAUUGCUAAAAAUGAAAGAUUAAAAAUAUUACGAAAUUGAACAAUUAUUUUGGAAAUAUUUAACA